Molecule: messenger RNA, 6476 nt
Organism: Oncorhynchus kisutch (coho salmon)
Lineage: Eukaryota; Metazoa; Chordata; Actinopteri; Salmoniformes; Salmonidae
Product: myotubularin-related protein 13
Exons: 37
Coding region: 151-5169 (1672 amino acids)
Cellular component (GO): cytoplasm; membrane
Molecular function (GO): guanyl-nucleotide exchange factor activity
Source: RefSeq, a predicted model, not a curated record
GUUUCUAUUUGGAAACCAAGCGCCCACGCCCAUGCAUGUCGCUACUCCUAGACGCAGGCGCAAUAUCACUCCUUCUGUCAAACAUGGCUGUGCUUUUGAAGAAAGAAAAAUGCUGAAAUGUGUUGGUAGAUUUCGGAAAAAGCAGCAAACAUGGCGAGAUUGGCUGAUUAUUUGAUUGUCGUGGGAUUAGAUCAGGACAAAACCGGUGCAGGAGAAGGAUGUGGGAAGAUCAUCCAGCGCUUCCCCAAAAAAGACUGGGAUGGCACAGCGUUUCCCCAGGGGGUGGAGAUGUUCUGCCAGCCAGGAGGAUGGAGGCUGUCCCGAGAGAGGAAAGCUCCCACCUUCUUCACGGUGGUGUUGACGGACAUCGACUCAGACAGACACUACUGCUCCUGCCUCACCUUCUACGAGGCAGAGGUCAACCUGCAGGGAACAAAGACCACCGAUGCAGAUGAGGAUGAGGAAGAGGAUGGCUUGAUCCAGCCCGCUCAAGUCUUUGCACCAAAAAGUCUCAUUCUGGUCUCCAGGCUCGAUUAUCCUGAAAUAUUCCGGGGCUGCUUGGGCCUGAUCUACACGGUGUACGUCGACAGCCUGCCGUUCCCCCUGGAGGGGCUGGUUUCCAACCUCUUCACGUGCAUGGUUCCUGUGGCGGGCGGCUCCCAGAAAUUAUUUUCCCUGGGAGCUGGCGACCGACAGCUAAUCCAAACCCCUCUGAAUGACAACCUGCCUGUUACAUGCAAGAGUGUGGCCCUGCUCUUCCAGCAACUUGGAAUCCAGAAUGUUCUGAGUCUUUUCUGUGCGGUUCUGACCGAACACAAGGUUUUGUUCCAUUCUACGAGCUACCAGAGACUAGGGGAGGCGUCGCGUGCCCUGGAGGCACUCAUGUUCCCCCUCAAAUACAGUUACCCAUACAUCCCCAUCCUGCCGUCACGGCUGCUAGAGGUGCUGAGCUCACCCACCCCCUUCAUCAUCGGGGUCCACUCCAUGUUCCAGAGCGAGAUCCAAGAACUGUUGGACGUUAUCAUAGCUGAUCUGGAUGGAGGAACCAUAAAGAUUCCAGAGUGCAUCCACCUGUCCCAGCUCCCUGAACCACUGUUACACACCACACAGACUGCCCUGUCUCUGGUUUUGCAUCCUGAUCUGGAGAUAGCUGACAAUGCCUUCCCACCCCCUCGCACAGCCCCCUCCAACCUCAAACUGUUGGAUAAGGAGGUGCGAGCUGUGUUCCUCAGGCUGUUUGCACAACUCUUCCAGGGCUACAGGUCCUGCCUGCAGCUCAUCCGCAUCCAUUCCGAACCUGUUAUCCACUUUCACAAGACUGCCUUCCUGGGCCAGAGAGGCCUGAUCGAGAAUGACUUCCUGACCAAGGUUCUGGAUGGCAUGGCCUUCGCUGGCUUCGUGUCCGAGAGGGGUCCGCCUUACAGAGCCUGUGAUCUCUUUGAUGAGCUGGUGGCCUUUGACAUGGAGCGCUUUAAGGAGGGGGCGGCCAGCCCUGCCAAGCUGCAGAAGCACAUGAGGGAACUCUCUGACCAACUGUACAAAAACGAGAAUCCCAACCCCCACAUGGCGUUCCAGAAAGUGCCUCGGCCCACAGAGGGCUCCCACCUGCGGGUGCAUGUGGUGCCCUUCCCCCUGCUGGACGAUGAGAAGGUGGAGCGGCUGCUGGCGGAGGGCCUGGCCAAGCAUCCCAGCGCCGCUGCCAUCACUACCACCACCCGCGCAGAGAGGAAGUGUGUGGUGCCCGCCGGCCCUCCCGUGGUGUCCAUCAUGGGGAAGAUGGGCUCAGUGUUCAACAGCGCUCGCAGGCUGGAGGUGGUGAGGAGCUGCAUCUCCUUCAUCUUCGACAACAAGACCCAGGAGACGGAGAAGACCCUGCCGGCUGCGCUGCGUGCUCUGAAAGGCAAGGCGGCUCGCCAGUGUCUGACUGAGGAGCUCAGUCUGCACGUCCAGCAGAACCGGGCCAUACUGGACCACCAACAGUUUGACUACGUCAUCCGCAUGAUGAACUGUGCCCUCCAGGUGGGUCAAAGCUCGGCCAGUCUGUCCCAGUCUUGGAGUGUGUUUGACAUGUACAUCCUCUACGCCACCCAGCCUAAGAUCCUGCGCCCAGCGCUGCUCCCUGGUGAAGAGUUUGUGUUGGAGGGUCUUAGAGUGGUCCUGGACCCUGAUGGCAGAGAGGAGGCUACGGGGGGGAUGCUCGGGGGACCGCACAUCCUGCCAGCAGAGGGAGCACUCUUCCUCACCUCCUACCGCAUCAUCUUCAAGGGCUCCCCACACGACCCACUAGUGGGGGAGCAGGCUGUGAUCAGGAGCUUCCCAGUGUCCACCUUGACCAAGGAGAAGAAGAUCAGCGUCCAGAACCAACUGCAGCAGAACAUGCAGGAGGGACUGCAGCUCCGCUCGGCAUCCUUCCAGUUGAUCAAGGUGGCGUUUGACGAGGAGGUGAGCUCAGAGAUGGUGGAGGUCUUCAGGAAACACGUCCAGAGGAUCCGCUACCCUCAGUCCAUCUUCAGCACAUUUGCCUUCGCCGCAGGCCAGACCGCUCCCCAACUCAUCCUUCCCAAACAGAAGGAGAGGAACACAGGUUUCAGGACGCUGUCCAAGACCAUUGUGAAAGGAGCCAAGAGAGCUGGGAUGAUCACCAUGGGCCGUCAGAGUCAGACCACGCUGAAGAAGAACGACAGAGGGAGUCGGAUGACCUGGCACGAGGAUGAUGACAUCUCAGUGUCAGAUGAGGGUGAGCCACCCCCCAUCAGCACGUUGAGGGCGUCAGAGAAGUCCACCAUGGAGCAGCUGGUGGAGCGGGCGUGUUUCCGUGACUACCAGCGGCUGGGCCUGGGCACCAUCACAGCCAGCUCCUCCCGCUCUAAGACAGGAGAGCAGUUCAGAGUCACUGCAGUCAACAGACUCUACUCCCUCUGUCGCAGUUACCCAGGGCUCCUGGUGGUUCCCCAGUCGGUGCAGGACAGCAGCCUGCAGAAGGUGGCCCGUUGUUACAGACACAACCGCCUGCCAGUGGUGUGUUGGAAACACCCCCGCACCAAAGCUGUGCUGCUGCGAUCCGGAGGCUUCCACGGCAAGAGUGUGGUGGGACUCUUUAAGUCCCAGAACCAAUCUUCAACAGCCCCUGCCAACUCUUCAGAGUUGUCCAGUAGUCUGGAGCAGGAGAAGUAUCUACAGGCCAUCCUCAACUCCAUCCCUGUCUACUUCAAACUGAACGGCAGCAACACUCUGUCCAACCGCUCUCUCAUCGGCCUCUCACCAGGCAGUGAAAGGAGGACAUCUAGAAUACCAAAGAUGGCUCCCGUCCAUUUGGACAUGCCCUUCUCCAACAGCUUUGCCAGAGGAGUGCUUGGGUACAGAGAUAAGCUAUUCACUCAUUCAAACCAAAAACCUGCCACUAAGGGGAGAAUCCAAAAUCAAGGUGUCUGGGCCAGCCUGCGUUCCAGCAGCCGCUUCAGCCAGCACCCUUCUGCAACCGAUGUUGGUGCCAGGCUGGCAGGGAAGGAUUUGGCGCCCCCUGCAGGCAGCGAGAGCCUGCAUGCCCAGCUCCUCAAACAGCAGGCUGCCCUCUACAUUUUUGGAGAGAAGUCCCACCUCAGGGGCUUCAAACUGGACUCUACUCUGAACUGUGAACUGGUGCCUGUGGACUUUGCUGACACGCGCCAGAUCAAAGGUGCCUUUAAGAAGCUGCUGAGGGCCUGUGCUCCGAGCGCUACGUCUUCAGACACACAGGACUCCUUCUUCAAAGCCCUGGAGGACUCUGAGUGGAUCCUUCAGCUUCACAAGCUCCUGCAGUUGGCCCUGAUUCUGGUGGAGCUGCUGGACAGUGGCUCAUCCGUCCUGCUGAGUCUGGAGGAUGGCUGGGACAUCACCACACAGGUGGUGUCCCUGGUCCAGCUGCUGAGUGACCCGUUCUACCGGACUCUGGAGGGCUUCCAGGUGCUGCUGGAGAAGGAGUGGCUGUCCUUCGGCCACAAGUUCAGCCAGCGCUCCAACCUGACCCCCAGCAGCCAGGGCAGUGGUUUCACGCCCAUCUUUCUGCAGUUCCUGGACUGCGUGCACCAGAUCCAGGACCAGUGCCCCUUGGAAUUUGAGUUUAAUCAGCACUAUCUGAAGUUCCUGGCAUACCACUACAUCUCCAACCGCUUCAAGAACUUCCUCCUGGACUCCGACUACGAACGCCUGGAGCAUGGCACAUUGUUCGAGGACAAGCCGGGAGACAAGCAGGCCAGGAGGGGGGUCUGUAUCUGGGAGUGUAUCAGCAGAAUGCACCGGAGGAGUCCACUGUUCUUCAACUACCUGUACAGUCCCACAGAGGCUGAGCCGGUGCUCAAGCCCUCUAUUAGCAUCCCUGCUUUGAGGAAGUGGGACUUCUUCACGGGGGAGACCCUGUGCACAGGCCCGUCCUAUGACUGGAGGAUGCUGGCUGUCAGGUCGGAGAACAUGGAGGAGACGGACACCAUCGCCACCAGCAAGAGGAGGAUCGUGUGGCCCUGCUACAGCAGUGUGGGGCGCGCCCAGCCUGACGCCAUCACCAAGCUCCUGGCUGACAUAGAGCGGCUGGAGGGGGAGAUGAGCCAAGCACCAGAGAGGUGGCAGGCCACUCUGGAGAGGGUCCGAGUCAGUAUCCAGGAGGACCUCAAACAGGAGGGAAAUCUCCGCAAGCAGUCUGCGUCCACCUCGGGGCUGAUCCCCACGUCCAGUCUGCAGGCGUUCCAGAGACGUUCCAUACUGCACCUGCCUGACACUGGCUUGGGGGAGGACAGCAGCCCCACUGCCACUAACGGGGUCAACCGCCGGGCCGCCACACUCUACAACCAGUUCACCCCCAAGAAUGAGGAAAACAGAUCGUUUGAGGGGAUUCUUUACAAACGAGGAGCACUGCUGAAAGGAUGGAAACCUCGCUGGUUUGUUUUGGACAUUACAAAACACCAACUGAGGUACUACGACACGGGGGAGGACACUAACUGCCGGGGCCACAUUGACCUGGCGGAGGUGGAGUCAGCUCUGAUCGCCACCCCCACCAUCGGAGCUCCUAAACACAUCAGUGAGAAGGCCUUCUUCGACCUGAAGACCACCAAGCGAGUGUACAACUUCUGCGCCUCGGAUGCCCAGAGCGCCCAUCAGUGGAUGGAUAAGAUCCAGAGCUGCAUCUCCGACGCGUGACCUCUGAACUCCCCAGCCAGGGCGUGGUCGGGAUGUGGUCAGGUCACUGCAUUAACACUAAGUGCAGCAAGGUGGAUGAGGGCAGAGACUGUGGGCACAUAUAUACAGUACAUAUUCAGCUCAGUCACCAUGGGAGUGGCUUUAACAUGAGGACCACAGUGAUCUAAGUGCCUGUUAGAGGAGGCUAUGCCAUACAUCCAUCCAUCCUGCUGCCUUGCAGGACUUCAGGCAGUCUUCACUCUGUCUGCCUGACAGCUUUAGCAGGAGUUGAUGAAUGUGUCCUGGUCUCUGCCGUCAGCUCUCUCUGUACUGUACCUUGUUACUGCUACAGGGAUCAACACUUAUAGUGAAAAGUAAAUGGCUGAAACGGAUGGCUGAGCACUACUAAGGAUAGUUUAUGCCAUUUCAGUUGUAAAUAGAUAAAAGCAAUAGCACUGGCCAUUUUAAACUGUGGGUUCAAUAUAUAAACGAAAAUAUAUAAAACAUACAAGAGAAUUUAUAUUAGAUAUUUUACAAUGAGGAAAAGGUGUUGCUGCUUGACAAAAGGUCUAAACCACCAAAAACGGAGGUUUUGAAAAUGCACAAUAUGACAAGGCAAUUUGUUUGCACUUAGUUCUAUAAUAUGCACUCCAUAUAGAAUGAUAGAUUUUCUUACUGAAGCGAACAGCCAGGCAAAAGGCAUUACUUUAUAAUGAUGUAUAAAAGGACCUUUUCCUUAUCAAGACAAAUUGCAAGAGAGAAACAACACUAAAGUUCAAAACAUUAUAUUUAAGUGAUGUCCUCUAUUUUUAAACAUACACUAUGAAUGUUUUGACUCAUGGAUAACAGUUUGUUUGUUCUUGUGAUGUAAAUUAUUUUUUUUAUUAAAAGAGUAACUCAUUGUUAAAGUGUGGUGGCUUAAUGUUUUAUGUAAAUACUCCUGUGAUAUUCCAUUUUUAUUUUAUUUGAUAUAUAACGUGUGUAUGCUUUUCUAACUGAGACUGUACUAAGACCAUGUCUUAUGUGCCAAUAUAGUAACCUUGUUUCCUAUCUUUGAUGAGACUGACUGAGCCAUUGUGUUUUUAGAUGAAGAGGAGUCGACUCUUUCUCAGAAUAUCCAGAAAGGCUCUGUCGUAAGGACUUUUAAAUCAAUCAGUCAGACGGUGUUUGUUUCUUCUGUUGUCUGCACCUUCCAGUUUGAGAGAACAAAGCAAAAGAAGAGCAUCAAAGUCCUUUCAGAAGCUAUAUGUUACUGUGUCUUUUGUACCAUGUUUUGCAUUGAUACUAAUGUUUGGUUUUGUUUAUAAAUCAAGAGUACUUGAACUAGC